AUGGCAGAGGCCAAGCCUCGCCUUGACCUUGUUCCCUCCUCCCCACUCCACCUCUCCUGUUCUCCAACACAGGAGGCAGCAGGGCAGGCAGUGUACUUCGUGGUGGUGCUGCAUCAGCUGCGGCUGGUGGUCGUGGCAGUGAGAGGCACGGAGUCUCUAGAAGACAUGAUUAUUGAUGGGCUGGGGAGAGAAUGUCCACUCAGUGACGCUGAUAUGGGAGGGAUUGACAGGUCCGAGCUCCACCCCCCUCUGGUAACGGACAGACUGGUGCCUUACUUUGGCCAUGCGGGGGUGGUGACAGCAGCACGCGAUCUGGCUCUGCAGCUUGAUAACAUGGGGGAUGGGGGAGACGAGGAGGGGGAUGGGAUUCAAGGAAAGGCAGGGAGCGUGGAGGAUGGGGGAGGGGAUGAAGAGGAGGGGUCGCUACUGGGGCACAAGGAGAGGAAGCGACCGAGAAGAGCAGCACGCGAUCUGGCUCUGCAGCUGGAUAACAUGGGGGAUGGGGGAGACGAGGAGGGGGAGGGGAGAAGGGGGGUCGUGGAGGGGAAAGGAGGGGGCGUGGAGGAUGGGGGAGGGGAUGAGGAGGAGGGGUCGCUACUGGGGCACAAGGAGGGGAAGCGGUUGAAAAGAGGGAUUCUAUCAGAGCUACUAGGGGAGGGCGGCGAGUGCGAGGGGUAUGGCCUGCGACUCGUGGGGCACUCCAUGGGAGGUGCUGUGUGCAGCCUCACUGCCAUCCGGUUAAGAAGGCGGUUUCCUGAGCUGAAGGCGAUAGGCUAUGGGCCCAUGCCCUGUGUGGACUUCGCCACUGCCUCUCUCCUUGUGAUAACUCAAACCCCCUAUUGCAACCCUUCAUCUUCCAUCCAGUUGGAAAAGCGGUUCCCUGAGCUGCGGGCGAUAGGCUAUGGGCCCAUGCCCUGUGUGGACUUCGCCACUGCUUCUAUUGAGUUGAGAAAGCGGUUUCCUGAGCUGCGGGCGAUAGGCUACGGCUCGAUGCCCUGUGUGGACUUCGCCACUGCCUCUGCCUGCUCCAACUUCAUAACCACCUUUGUGUAUAAUGACGAAUUUCCCCCGCGCACGUCUGUAACGUCAGUCAUGCGCCUGCGAGAAGCAGCGCUCACAGCCCCCUCCCUCUCACCUGUACCCUUCCCCCCUUCCCUCCCGUUCCGCCCUCCCCCUCUCACGUCUGUAGCAUCAGUCAUGCGCCUGCGAGCGGCAGCGCUCCGGGCUGUAGCAGCCGACACGCGUGCAGGCGGGCUCCUGGGCACGGCUGUAGCGGCAGUGGGGCCUGGGACUCAGAGGCGUCACUGCAGCAUCCCACUCCCCCGCUUACAGCAAUUUCCCCGUCUCCCCUGCAUUUUCCCUGUCUCCCAAUCUCUCCUUUCCCCAACCCCCUACAGCUUCGUAUAUAAUGACGAGUUCUCUCCGCGUACGUCUGUAGCGUCAGUCAUGCGCCUGCGAGCAGCAGCGCUCCGGGCUGUAGCAGCAGACACGCGCGCAGGCGGGCUGCUGGGCACGGCUGUAGCGGCAGUGGGGCCUGGCGCGCAGGCAGGAUCAGCUGGAAUGAGGGCUGCUGCAGUGGAUCGGCUAUUGUCUCGCCUCUUCACUCUGCCGCAAUGGAAGGGGUUGGGUAUUAUUCCCACUGUCAAACGUGCUCGUGCCACUGGUGGUGCUGCUGCUGGUAGUGCUGCUGCUGCUGGUGGUGGUGGUGCUGCUGCUGCUCCUUCUGCUGCUGGGGCUGCUAACGCGUCUAGUGCUGUGGCUCCUUCUGGUGCUGGUGCUGUUGCUGCUGCAGGUGGGUCUAGGCUGACAGGAUACGCCAGGGAGGAUUAUGCUUCCCUGAUCGAGUAUUGCCAGGCUAAGGGGGAUAAGGGCGCACAGGAUUGGCUGAGAGAAAACGUCAUGCCAUGUCAUCAGAGGAAGAAGAGAUAUCUGUGGGGAAGGUGGGGAGGGAGGAGAGGGUGGAAGGGGAGGGAUGAGGAGGGGGAGAAUGGGGGUCACGGGGAAGGAGUGGGGAGGAGUGGCGUGAGGGAGAGAGGUGUGAGGGACAGUGGAGAGCGGUUAGAGGGAGUGCAGGAGGUGGAAAGCAAACCACAGCGGAAAAACGAGAGUGCUUAUAUGGGGGACUCUGCUAUUGGGGGAUUGAAUAUUGGGGCUUCCAAGCCCGGCCUCAAACCUAGCGGCAAACCUAGCCUCGGAAGGUCGAUCUCCGACCUUUCCUUUGUGAGAGGCUCGGUAGGGGUGGCUGGGUUUGUUGUCUCCGCCAGCCAGCACGGGCACUGCCGCACCAAGAUUGAACUCCUAGGGCAGCAAGAUGGUGCUGCUGCUGCUGCUCCUUCUGGUGAUAGUGCAAGCGAGCUUGCCCACUCCCACACCAAGAUCGAACUCCCAGCGCAACAAGAUGGUGCAGAUGCUGCUGCUGCUGCUGCUGCUGCUGCUGCUGCUGCUGCUGCUGCUGCUGCUGCUGCUGCUGCUGCUGCUGCUGCUGCUGCUGCUGCUGCUGCUGCUGCUGCUGCUGCUGCUGCUGCUGCUGCUGCUGAUAACGAUGCUGCUGGUGCUGCUGCUGCUGCUGCUGCUGAUAACGAUGCUGCUGCUGCUGCUGCUCCUUCUGGUGAUAGUGCAAGCGAGCACGCCCGUUCCCGCACCAAGCAUGAGUUCCCAGGGCAGCAGAGUUUUGAGCCGCCAGCAGAUGAUGCUGUUGGCACUGCUGCUGCUGCUGGUGCUGAUAACGAUGCUGCUGGUGCUGCUGGUGCUGCUGCUGCUGCUGGUGCUGCUGGUGCUGGUGUUGGUGCGGGUGGUGGUGGUGCUGCUGCUGCUGCUGCUGCUGCUGCUCCUUCUGCUGCUCCUGCUUCUCCUCCUGCUCCUCCUGCCACCACCACUCAUUCACGCGCUCUUCCUCCCCUCCCUCCUGCUAUUGGUGGUGGUGGUGCUUCUGCUUCUGCUUCUGCUGCUGCUGCUGCUGCUGCUGCUGCUGCUGCUGCUGCUGCUGCUGGUGGUGCUGCUGGUGCUGGUGUUGGUGCGGGUGGUGGUGGUGCUGCUGCUGCUGCUGCUGCUGCUGCUCCUUCUGCUGCUCCUGCUUCUCCUCCUGCUCCUCCUGCCACCACCACUCAUUCACGCGCUCUUCCUCCCCUCCCUCCUGCUACUGCCGCCCCUCCCUCCCUCCCAGCAGCACGCGCUAGCAGCAGCGACGCUGUUGGGAGGGCGGAUAGUGAUGGGAGCGGAUGCAGAGGAAGCAAUGAGGAAGCUUCUGUUGGAUUGUCAGCUGAUGCCGCAUCUCCUGGUGAUGCCGCCUCUGCUGAUGCAAGCACUGGGGAGGGUGGCUGCAGGGAAGGCAGCAGCGCAACAAAUUCACAGCAGCAGAAUCACAAGGCAACACCAGAGAACCCCUCAGCAGCAGCAUCGCCCCACAAGCUCCCUCCCUUGCAUCACGGCCGCAUGAAACGGUCCCUCUCUCUCCUCUCCCACCUCCCCCGCCGCAGCAGCAGCGCCAACGACGUUGCAGCCGCUGCGGCCGAUUCUGACGGCGGUGGUAGCGGCGGCAGCAGUGGGGGUGGCUGGGGUGGUUUAGGAGGAGGAAGAGGCGAUCAAAAGAUUGGUGCUGCUGGUUCUGCUUCUGGUGGUGGUGCUGGUGCAAGGAGGAGUGCGAGUGGCGGUGCUGGUAACCGCAUGCGAGGGGGUGUAACGCAUGUCAGGAGCCGGCCGGCUUGGCUGGUGGAGCAGGAGCAGGAGUUCCCAGGGGAGGUGUAUGUGCUGGGAAAGGUUGUGCAUAUAGUGAGGGAAGAGGUUCGACCUGCCACGUCAGCAGUGCGUGUAGCGAGCGAGGAUAAGGGUGCCACGUCAGCAGUGCGGACAGUGAAGGAUGAUAAGGGUUCCACGUCAGCGGCUGGCCCGCCUGAGGCUGACGCGGCGUCGGUGAGGAUCGAUGUGGGGAAUGGCAAUGAGGGUGCGAUCUGCAUUGACAUUAUCGAAGCUGAUUGUAACGGAGGAGUGCGACAAAAUGGGAAUGGAUCGGCGAGAAGCAAGGAUGAUGGGUGUGAGGGGGUUGAGAGGGGUGAGGGGGGUGAGAGGGGUGAGAAGGAUGAGAAAGGUGAGGGGGUCGAGAGGGUUGAGGGGAAUGAGGGGGUUGAGAAGGAUAGCACAGCCAGGGGUUCAAGCAAUGGUGAUCGAGAAGCGAGGGGUGUGGACGAAAUGCAAGGCGUUAUGCAAGGCGGAAUGCAAGGUGGGUCACAGGAGGAGAGGGUGUUGGAGGCAGCAGCAGCUAAGCCAGGGUUGCUGGAGUCGUUUCGGUCGCUGGCAGGCAACCCCUUUGCCUCCUCACGCCACCGCGCGCGCUUCUUCCCCCGGGAGUCGCUGAGGGAUCUUCUCGUCUCGCCCUCCAUGUUCCUCGACCACCUACCUUGGAGGUACACCCUGCUUCUACGGUAUUUUAUCAUUUCUUGA
Messenger RNA from Closterium sp. Naga37s-1, 4437 nucleotides. The record is from the annotation of a GenBank genome assembly. Lineage: Eukaryota; Viridiplantae; Streptophyta; Zygnematophyceae; Desmidiales; Closteriaceae.